Messenger RNA from Botrytis sinoallii, 1572 nucleotides. RefSeq lists its product as uncharacterized. Bases 1 to 1572 code for a protein of 523 amino acids. Lineage: Eukaryota; Fungi; Ascomycota; Leotiomycetes; Helotiales; Sclerotiniaceae. The record is from RefSeq and is a predicted model, not a curated record. The transcript is spliced from 7 exons.
AUGAGUCGAAAUUCAGACGAUGUUUUGCGUUGCGUAUGCACCGUCUCCGGUGAUCGAAAAGAAUGUACCGUUGCCAUUGAGAGCAUUGUUCAAAAGUUCUUCGGUAAACAUGCGAAAGUCAUUCGAAAGAAGUCUACUUCCGGAGCGCAGAACUAUGACUAUGAAGUCCAACUACCAGGCAAUGAGGCGCCGAGAUCUGAGGAACUACAGAAAGUACAUAAUCUCUGUCGUCUCAAGGUCCAAGCUUUAUUGCGAGAACUCGAUCCUCUACCAAACUCAGAAAAGGGAAAAGAGCUAGUGCAACCUCCAAGUUCUGAUCCAGAGAAAGUCCCCCAACCACCUGCAAAAAAAGACAGACCAGAUACUAUUCGUAUCAAGAACAUACCCGUAACAUACACGAGAGAAGUUGUUGAGAUAAUUGUUCAGAAGAAAUUCCGCAGCAAACCCAAGAUACAAAGUCUCGCACUCCAUACAAAAGAACAUCUUUGUGCCACCGUCACAUUCCCGAAAGAAGAGUUUGGGUUUCCAACGGAGCAAUUGCCAAAAGUUAUCCUAGCACGCCAAUCACGUUCAGAUGCACCGGAGAUACAAUAUGAUGCAGACUUCCUGAACUUCACAACUUUGUAUAAUGCGAGGUUGCAAGCAGAUGUGGAUAUCGUAGCUGUGGUGGGUCUUGGAACGCACGCAUUUGGGACUUUCCGUUCCACAACUCCUGGUAGUCAUGAAAUGUGGUUGAGAGAUUUCCUUCCGAAAGAUAUCCCAAACACUCGCAUUCUCUUGUAUGGGUAUCCGUCCACUGUUUCUGGGGGCCAAUCCAUGGAGAAGGUCGAGGAUAUAGCGAGCACCUUCUUGAACAGAUUGACACUACUUCGCAGAAACACCACGACACGAAAUCGUCCCAUAAUCUUUAUUGGACAAAGUCUUGGGGGUCUGAUAGUUCAGGAAUCACUUCUUAGAGCUGCAGAUAGUCGUGAUCCAUACGAGCGGGAGAUUUUCGACUUCUGGCACGGACUUGUCGGCUUUGGUAUCCCAAUAGCAGGUCUUAACAAUCCUUCUCUUAUUGAAGCUGUAAAAUCACAGCCAAACAAAGUUUUGAUCGGUCAAUUAUGUCGUGAUCGUGAGAACGGGACACCAUCCGCUUAUCUCAUCGAGUUAAAACACAGAUUUGAGAGCUGCUGCAAGCGGAAAGAAAGAUCCUCUUCGCAUGCACCAGAAGUGUUGUAUUUCUGGGAGAGACAUUAUUCCCAGCCUCGAACACGUAACGGGAUUGUAGGCGAAAAAAUUCUCAUGGUAGAAGAUAGUGCGACACCAGGUGCACGAAAUCUACCUUUAAACUCCGACCAUUCUGGCAUGGUAAAAUACAGCAGUAGAUCCGACCUACUUUACGAGGAUGUUUCAAGCAAUAUAGAUGGUAUGGUCUGUAGCUUGGCAGAGCGGAGGAACGGCGUUCAAUCCGCCUCAGUAGAUGAAUCCUCCCAAAGAAGAGGUGAUACAAUUAUCAGUGGACCAUCGGCACCAAAGAGAAGAGGCACCUUUCUUUCCGAAGAUGAGUUGGAGACAACACUAGCUUAG